Molecule: messenger RNA, 1776 nt
Organism: Phycodurus eques (leafy seadragon)
Lineage: Eukaryota; Metazoa; Chordata; Actinopteri; Syngnathiformes; Syngnathidae
Gene: ca8
Product: carbonic anhydrase VIII
Exons: 9
Coding region: 264-1109 (281 amino acids)
Molecular function (GO): carbonate dehydratase activity; zinc ion binding
Source: RefSeq, a predicted model, not a curated record
AGAAAAAUGCAGACAAGGACAGUUCUACUGACAUUAGGCAGAAGCUUGGUCAAAGCACAGCAACGAAGAGUAAAGGGAUAAAAAAAACAAAGAGAGAAAACAAUUCCAAUUUAGAUUAAGACAGAGUAGGCUGGAAAAGGGUGCGCUGACAAGCCAUCUCGUGGACUACAGACUUGACUUUCUCUCCAAGUGAACAGUGUGGCAGGGAGUGAACUGGAAGUUCAGACUGGUUUCCAUCCAGAGCGAGCAGACUGCCAAACAGCAUGGCCGACGAAGUGAACGAGGAGUCGAAUAGUAAUCUGGGGAAAGAUGAGCUGGACUGGGGUUAUGAGGAAGGUGUAGAAUGGGGACUCCAUUACCCAGCAGCCAAUGGUGAGUACCAGUCUCCCAUCAACUUGAACUCUAGGGAGGCUCAGUAUGACCCAGCCCUCCUGGAUGUCCGCCUGUCACCGAACUACGUGGUGUGUCGUGACUGUGAAGUCAUCAAUGAUGGACACAGUGUACGCAUCCUUCUCAAGUCAAAGUCAGUGGUCAGCGGGGGUCCAUUGCCGAGCGAUCACGAAUAUGAACUUCAUGAGGUUCGAUUUCACUGGGGGAAAGAGAACCAGAGGGGUUCAGAGCACACGGUCAACUUUAAGGCUUUCCCUAUGGAGCUCCAUUUGAUUCACUGGAACAGCACUUUGUUCAACUCUCUGGAGGAUGCUCUGGGGAAGAAGAAUGGAGUUCUCAUCAUUGCUCUUUUUGUGCAGAUUGGCAAAGAGCAUCUGGGUCUGAAAGCCAUCACGGAGGUUCUACAGGAUCUGCAGUACAAGGGGAAGAGCAAGAUAACUCCCUGUUUCAACCCGAACACUUUGCUGCCUGAUCCCUUAUUGAGAGACUACUGGGUGUAUAAAGGAUCUCUGACAACACCGCCUUGUAAUGAGAAUGUGACCUGGAUCCUCUACCGCUAUCCUCUCACUAUAUCACAACUACAGAUUGAGGAGUUUCGGAGGCUACGUUCACAUAUAAAAGGCGCCGAGCUGCCAGAGGGAAAUGAUGGGAUGUUGGGGGACAAUUUCCGCCCCACCCAACCGCUGAGCGAUCGGACCGUGAGGGCGGCUUUCCAAUGAUUCUCACUUUUGACUGCCAACUCAAAAAAAUAAGACCUGAAGAAACAAACAUGGAAGCAGGGAAGAAAGAGGUGAUGAAAAGAGGGAAGAAAAGAGCUGAAGAAGUUUGACCAUAGACGACAUAAAUAUUAUACAGCCAAAACACUCAUUUCAGUCUCCGUUUCUGCCUGUCUGUAUUUUCUGUCAUCGUACAUGCAGUUGAACUGAAUAGCAAUCAUUAAAGCGCGAUAAAGCAGCUCGAUUGUAAAUGACACGGGUGUCAAACGACGGCCUGGGGGCCAGUUCCGUAUAUGCGGCCCGCCACCGCAAAUUAUGUGUGUCGACUUCUCGAUUUUUGCUCAAAUAUCGAAAUUGAAAAUUGUCCUCACUUGUGAUAAUGUUGAGAUAUUGCAAGUAUUUAAUAAUAGUUAAACAAAUUGUUUUUUUUUUCAGUGGGUUAUCCCUCAAUUCGACUUACGAUUACUUUCUAUUAAUAUUAAAGGUCAUUGUAGAGAUAACAUCUGUGUGAGCUGUAGUAACUAGUUCAGGUAAGGUUGAUGAGCUAAUAUUCAUAAGACGAGUGUAAUAUAUGAACAAGUGUUAUGGAAAGUGUACUUUUGAACUGUUUGUAUACAAAACGUAGGGUUUACGGAGUGCCUGCCCACCCAUUAAAUGUGAAAUUAAACAA